Gallus gallus (chicken) is the source of this 2015-nucleotide messenger RNA. It is a transcript of the gene MAPRE3, whose product is annotated as microtubule associated protein RP/EB family member 3. The record is from RefSeq and is a predicted model, not a curated record. Bases 73 to 915 code for a protein of 280 amino acids. Gene Ontology annotation, biological process: spindle assembly; regulation of microtubule polymerization or depolymerization; protein localization to microtubule plus-end. NCBI's taxonomy places the organism in Eukaryota, Metazoa, Chordata, Aves, Galliformes, Phasianidae. Gene Ontology annotation, cellular component: microtubule organizing center; microtubule plus-end; spindle midzone. Gene Ontology annotation, molecular function: microtubule plus-end binding. The transcript has 7 exons.
GCCCGGUGCCGGCCCGGUCCCCAGAGCGCUGCGGGCAGCGGAGAGCGGCGGGGGCGGCCCGAGCGCUGGGGCAUGGCCGUCAAUGUGUACUCCACCUCGGUGACCAGCGAGAACCUGAGCCGCCAUGACAUGCUGGCCUGGGUCAACGACUCCCUGCAGCUCAACUACACCAAGAUCGAGCAGCUCUGCUCAGGGGCUGCCUACUGCCAGUUCAUGGACAUGCUGUUCCCCGGCUGCGUGCACCUGCGCAAGGUGAAGUUCCAGGCCAAGCUGGAGCACGAAUACAUCCACAACUUCAAGGUGCUGCAGGCCGCCUUCAAGAAGAUGGGAGUGGAUAAGAUCAUCGCAGUGGAGAGGCUGGUGAAGGGAAAGUUCCAGGACAACUUUGAGUUCAUCCAAUGGUUCAAGAAGUUCUUUGACGCCAACUACGACGGGAAGGAAUACAACCCGCUGCUGGCACGGCAGGGCCAGGACGUGGCGCCCGCCCCUAACCCAGGUGAUCACAGCUUCAACAAACCCAAGAAACUCAUUGGCACUGCAGUCCCACAGAGGACCUCCCCCACGGGCCCCAAGAACACGCAGCACCCGGCACGCCUGGGCAACGUCCCCAGCGGCAUCCUGCGGAAAAACUCCCCUGCCACCCGCAACGGGGGCUCCGAGGCUGACGCACAGAUCCUGGAGCUCAACCAGCAGCUGAUGGACCUGAAGCUGACGGUGGACGGCCUGGAGAAGGAGAGGGAUUUCUACUUCAGCAAACUGCGGGACAUCGAACUCAUCUGCCAGGAGCACGAGAACGAGAACAGCCCCAUCAUCAACGGCAUCGUCAGCGUGCUCUACGCCACCGAGGAGGGCUUCGCCCCGCCGGAGGACGACGAGCUGGAGGAGCAGCAGACGGAGGAGCAGGACGAGUACUGACCCGCCGCGCCUCACCCCACGUCCGACCCCUCCAUAGACAUUGAGGUCUGAGCCCCCGCACCCCACCGCCAUCGCAGCUCCGUGGGACAGCGCCGGUCUCCACAAUAAACCGAUGUCACCGCACAGCGGAGCGGGGCCGUGCGUCUGCCGGGGGGGACGCGCCCCGGCCCCACCCUCGCCCCUUUCACCCCAUAUUUAUUUCAGUUCCUCUCCGCCCCCACUGUGCCAUGGCUUUGGGAGGGGGGGGGGGGGUGGGGGGUGCCCCGGUGCCCCCACCCUGAGCCGGGGGGUCCGCGCGGGGCCCGCAGCCCUGAGAGAGGAGGAGGAGGAGGAGGAGGAGGAUGAAGGCCCCGGCCCGGUGGGGGCAGCGCGGGUCCGGGCGCUGGGGAGGGUGGGGGGGAGGGGGGGGUACCGAGAGCGGCCCGGCCCGGCCUUCCCCCUCGCUGCAUCGCUUUCAGCGCCGUCACCGCGGUUGCACAGCGCGCAUCUGUGUUCGGUUUUAUUUAAAAUAAACUUCGCGUGGUACAACGCUGUGCGCCCGCCUACCGUCACGGGGCCGGACCGCCCUCCGAGCGCGGCGCGGCGCAGCGCAGCACCGCCUACUGCGGGAGACAGAGCGGAAGUGGGGCAGGGCGGAAGUAGCCGAGGCGGAAGUGGAGCGGGGCUAUACGGAGCGGAGACGCUACGCGGGAAACGGUUGCUAGUGGGUGGGGAUAUGCAAAUAGAGCUGAGCGCGCUGCAUGCCGGGAGCACACCGCCCCACACAACGACUCCGCGUGGAGUCCCGUGGGCCUCGGCUUGUGAGCCGCCGUGCGGGAAUAGCGGUGCGGGGAGCGGUGCGGGUUAGGAGAGGAACAGCGGUUUGGUGUGCGGGUCGCCGUGCGGUGCGGGCUGGUGUCGGGGCGUGGGGAGCGGGGCGGGGCGAGAGCAAAGCAUACUUACCUGGCAGGGGAGACACCAUGAUCAGGCAGGUGGUUUUCCCAGGGCGAGGCUCAUCCCCUGCACUCCGGGUGUGCUGACCCCUGCGAUUUCCCCAAAUGCGGGAAACUCGACUGCAUAAUUUGUGGUAGUGGGGGACUGCGUUCGCGCUCUCCCCUGAU